AUGGAUGUCUCAAUGUUGCCAGUCAAUGUGGAUAGGGCUCUAUAUCAGAAACAAGCAGAGAAAGGUUGUACAGAGGGAGAUGUGGCAAAUUCUGUGGCUGUAUGCGAAACGGCGAAUAGGAAGGAAAAUCUAAGUGGGUUCCGUACACUUCGUGUUCAAUUCAUCUAAAC
Strongylus vulgaris is the source of this 170-nucleotide messenger RNA. Lineage: Eukaryota; Metazoa; Nematoda; Chromadorea; Rhabditida; Strongylidae. The record is from the annotation of a GenBank genome assembly.